Molecule: messenger RNA, 1029 nt
Organism: Fusarium sp. VM40
Lineage: Eukaryota; Fungi; Ascomycota; Sordariomycetes; Hypocreales; Nectriaceae
Source: the annotation of a GenBank genome assembly
AUGGGCCGCUAUGUGCCCCCGGACGUCGAGGGCACCACCUCGGGCAACCGUCUGCACAACAAACACCCUCUCGGCGCACGCGCCUCGAAACCAGGCGCCCUCACCGUGCGCUUCGAGCUCCCUUUCGCCGUGUGGUGCGGCACCUGUCCGAAGCCCACCAUCAUAGGCCAGGGCGUGCGCUUCAAUGCCGCGAAGCGCCGCGUCGGCAGCUACUUCUCCACGCCGAUAUGGAGCUUCCGCUUCCGCCACGUCGAGUGCGGCGGCGACAUCGAGAUGCGCACCGAUCCGCAGAAUACGGCAUAUGUGGUUGUCGAGGGCGGCGCGAAGAGGGAUACCGGCGAGGAUGUGCCGCGCGAGGGAGAUACGGUCAUCAUGACGGACCAGGAGAGGGAGGCGCUCAGGAAGAACGCCUUUGCGAGCUUGGAAAAGACUAUCGAGGAUAGGGAGCAGCUGAAGCGGUCGACGCUGCGGAUAGACGAUCUGGUCGAGGCUUCGGCGAAGCACUGGGACGAUCCGUAUGCGCAGAACCAGAAACUUCGCAAAGCUUUUCGAGCGGGUCGCAAGGAGCGAGAGCGCGCUGCUGCAGCUACAGGAAAUCUUCAAGACCGCAUGAGUCUCGGCAUGGAUAUUCUUCCAGGCACAGAGGAAGAUUCUCGCCGCGCAGCUCUUGUUGACUUUGGAUCCGUGGAGGACGAUGGCCGAGACCGAGCAUUAUUGAAACCCCUAUUCCACACUAAUGAAGGCAAAAAGAAGUCAGGGGAUACAGCGAGUGGAGGCAAACUCAAAGUCGAUAAGGAAACCUCGAAGCGCAAAGAAACGUUUGUAGCGGAACUUAUGGGCAAUACCCGUGCUGCCAAGGACCCUUUCCUGAAUGAUACGAAGAAUGAAACCAAAGGACCGGCCAGGCUGCUGGGUGUGAAGCGGAAACGACCAACACAAGAACCAGAGUCACAGAGAAUACAACCACCUUCCAAGACACAAGCGCAGGUGACGGUCCAAGCAGGCUUGGUUGAUUAUGAUUCGGAUUAA